This is a messenger RNA of Vollenhovia emeryi, 2401 nucleotides long. It is a transcript of the gene Nt5a, whose product is annotated as 5'-nucleotidase domain-containing protein 1. Gene Ontology annotation, molecular function: 5'-nucleotidase activity. The transcript has a single exon. The record is from RefSeq and is a predicted model, not a curated record. NCBI's taxonomy places the organism in Eukaryota, Metazoa, Arthropoda, Insecta, Hymenoptera, Formicidae. Bases 624 to 2099 code for a protein of 491 amino acids.
GUGGCGUAGGCCCGAAGUAAGCAGCUGGAGUAAGGAAACUGAUCAAUUUUGUCUCGAGCUCCUACUCGAGCUCUUACGCUCUCGGCGAAUCGAAACGCCAUCGGCCGGUGCUGAAAUACUUGGAAAACAAUGCCUGUACUUUAGCCUCUUGACGCCAAAAGCUAAUGCGUCUGCAAUGCGUGGAGUAAGGAGAGAAUUCAAUUUUAUCUCUUACUCCUACUCGUGCUCGUACGCUUGCUCUCGGCGAAUCAGAACGUCACCGGCCAGUGGUGAAGUAUCUUGAAAAUGACGCCUGUAUUUUAGCUCCCUUGCACCAAAAGCUAAAGGCUAUGGUUCUCUCGCUCUUGCUCCUCACGCCAGGCCUGCUCCACGCAGAGACGACGCAUUCGACUCCCAGGGUGGUGUAAGGAGGCGCGCGCGAACGACCGCCCGCCCCGCACUCCCCGCUUUUAGGUUAUGUCGCGCCUCGUGACCGAGGUCGGUUCUCGUUGGCGCGUGGAGGCGUUUAGGAGCGUCUAGGGCGUCUAGGGCUCGGGUGUUUGGUGCCUCGGGGUUGCUCAGUCCCGGCUCUGAAGCGCCCUGCGACCGUCUUUCCUGCGGAGCCGCCGCAUUAUCCGCGCCAGAUGUUGAAGGACCUCGGUCUUCGCCGUAGCAACGUCCUCAGGCUGUGUGCACGUAGCCGAGUAGCCGACGAGGCGAAGGUGUUCUCCGGUACGAGCGUACGCGCGGCUCUUAACAGCCGGCACGGCUCCACGGCGUCCAGGGGUUUCGCCGAGAACGACAUGGCAUCUCACUGGUUCAAAUUCGGCGACUACGGUUGCGUCGGUUUCGACCUGGACAACACUCUGCUGCGUUACAACGUGACGAAUCUGGUGCACAUGGAGUACGAGGUGCUGUCGAGAUUCCUGGUGGACGAGCGAGGAUACAGCGGGAAGCGUCUCCUGAAGCCGCUGACGGACUACGAGCUGGAUUUCAUGCAGAAGGGCUUGUUGCUGGACUGCGAGAGGGGAAACGUGCUCAAGGUGGGCGCGGACCGCGUAAUCCACAGAGCGUGCCACGGCACGCGCCUGUUGACCGCGGCGGAAAUAGAGGAGACGUAUCCCUCGCGAAGAUCGGACGUCACGGAUGCUUUCUGCCGCGACCCAAUGUCGCUCUGGAACGGCCCUCUGUCCCAGAAGUUGCGCAGCCUGCUGGAUUACUUCGAUAUAGUGGCGAGCGUCGCGUUCGCGCGGGCCGUAGACACCCUCGACGAGGAGAAGGGAUCACCCUUGGGCAGAUACGAGGUCUGGCCCGACGUGCUGGCUGGACUGGUCGCCAUGUUCUCCAGGGAGCAUUUUCAAACGGACCAGGGGGUGUUUGGUCAUAUUAAGAGAAAUCCGGGCAAGUACUUGCGUAAGUGCAGCCCGGACACGAUCUCGUGGCUGAGAGAACUGAAGAAGAGGUCCGCGACCUUCCUUCUCACCGGCUCGAACGCGGAUUUCGCCGAUUUUACCGCGAGCUACGCCCUCGGCGAGGACUGGCGAUCUCUCUUCGAUAUCGCGGUGUGUUACGCGAAGAAACCGGGAUUUUUCAUUCAAACUCGACCGUUUCUCGACGUCGUGAAUAAUAACGAGACCGAUACCGUGAGCAAGGAGCUGAGACGAGGCGAAAUGUACAGCCAAGGAAACUGGGUUGAACUACUGGAGUUUCUCGCUCGUGUAAAUCAACCGGUCGAUGGGGAAACGAACCGACGGUGCUUGUACGUCGGUGAUAAUCUCUUGCAAGAUAUUUACGUGCCAAACGUAUACGCGCACUUCGACACGCUGGCCGUAAUCGAGGAACAAAUGUCAGAAGAGAAGCCCUGCCGCCUAUUGACUGAUUCGGACAGGCAGAUCUUGAACUCGAAACUCUGGGGGUCUUACUUUCGCAUAAGAGACUUGUCGAUAGACGUGGACACUUUAUGGGGGCAUAUAAUAAUGCAGCACGCGAAACUCUCUAUACCGGAUAUCAGUUUCGUUACGCGGAUACCGUUAGACGAACGUAUCUCCUGUUUCGAUGGUAAACUCUAUGACGGAUAUUACCCUAAUAAACCAUAUUGCGUUAUCCCGCACACCAGAUGAUGUACUAUUCAAAUUGUAUAGUACAGGAGUGACAAUAUUUGAUGUCAUUGUGUCGCAUCGUUUUUAACGAAGAGAAAAUCUCUCGUCUUUUCAGGAAACCCUACGUGUUAAAAGAAUUUUGUAGGUCUUCAGUUCGCGAUUGUUUUAAUCGCAAUAUACUUGGUACAUGUAUUUCAAGACGUUAAAAUUAAUUCUCUUGCCGAAAAACUCGCAACCGAUUAUGAUCCCUAAAUUAGAGAAAUUAAUUUUCACAUUUGCGCAUGUUAUCGUCUAAUUUAGACGUGUUAUAAUUUAAGAUACGG